GUGUCACGAGGCGCCCCCCCGGGCCGGCCCACUCUCCGCACGUCAACCGCCACCAACCGGCAGUGUCCGCGAGCUUUCCCAUCAGGACCCCGCGGACCGGCUCAGGCGGCGAGAAGUCGGCCGCCCCGAGAACGAGGGACGGCAGAGGCGGGGCGCAGCAGGGGGCUCUCCAGCCCUAGAGCUCCAGGACGCGGGUCUGGCGUCCCUCCCCGCCCGCGGCACAAUUGCGGGACGCGGGGAACCCCCGCCGACGGCGUUCCCACUCGCGCCCCGCCGCCCCACAGACCAGAAGGAGAAGCGGAAACGCCUCCGGGAACCGUCACCGCCGCCCUCAUCCCGCCGCCGCCUCCAGGAGCGUCGCCGCCCGGCAAUCACCGCGCGCAUCUCGCAGGCGCCCCAGGACGCGGCGCCCGGCCCUGCCCGCGUCCCCGCCGCGGCCCGCUCGCCGCCAGCGCCCGCGUCCGGCCCCGCGUCCCCGCCCCGCCGGCCCUCGGCUCACCUGGGCCUCGACGACGCGCGGGAGGAAGCUCAGGGUGACCUGCAGCUGCACUGCGGCCGCCCCCCCGCACGGCGCCGGCCCGCCGGGCCCCCGGCUCAUGCUGACCUCUCCCCACAGCGCGACCAGCUGGGCCCCCGGGGCCGGGGAACGGUGGGCGGCCCGGGCGACGACCCAAGCUGCGAGGGAGGCGGGAGAGCCGGGCGCCCCCACUUCAUCUCCCAGGCUGCCCCGCCCCCGGCUUCCCCUACGCCCCGGCCACGCCCCCGCCGUGCGCCGGGCCUUGUGGCAGUUGUUGUCCCUGCGCGGCCGCCGGCCCACCUCCUGCGGGGGACGGGGCCGGCGGCGGGGGUAACCCGGGCGCUGCGGCGGCGGCGGCCGCUCCGCCUCCCCCACGGCGGCCAAUGGGACAGGACCACGCGAGCCUCCAAAACAAGAGGCGCUGCGGGAGGGACUCCGCCCCCCUCGGCCGGCCGCGGCGCCGACCCUUCCUCGGUGGUGCCUCCUGGAAUCCCGGAUGGGG
Molecule: messenger RNA, 1019 nt
Organism: Lontra canadensis (Northern American river otter)
Lineage: Eukaryota; Metazoa; Chordata; Mammalia; Carnivora; Mustelidae
Product: serine/arginine repetitive matrix protein 1-like
Exons: 4
Source: RefSeq, a predicted model, not a curated record